Molecule: messenger RNA, 1240 nt
Organism: Nasonia vitripennis (jewel wasp)
Lineage: Eukaryota; Metazoa; Arthropoda; Insecta; Hymenoptera; Pteromalidae
Gene: Clc
Product: clathrin light chain
Exons: 6
Coding region: 332-955 (207 amino acids)
Biological process (GO): intracellular protein transport; clathrin coat assembly; clathrin-dependent endocytosis
Cellular component (GO): postsynaptic endocytic zone cytoplasmic component; clathrin coat of trans-Golgi network vesicle; synaptic vesicle membrane
Molecular function (GO): clathrin heavy chain binding; structural molecule activity
Source: RefSeq, a predicted model, not a curated record
CAAACGGUAAAACAGCAACUGAGCAUUGCUUAUCGCUCGAUCAUUAAUUUUUCCCCCUUAUUGUUUUGUAUGCGUACUCUAUAUGUCUAUAUGUGCCUAUAAUGUCCGCGUAUUCGGAAUGAAUGUGAAUAUUGUUGGUAGCCCUGACAUCUCCAUCUCUCUCGCACUCAUUGUCGCGUAUCCAUUGUAAAAUUUGACAAUUUGUGGUAAAGUGGGUGUUACCGUUUAAACAGUAUCGAGCAAUAGCUGAUGAUUCUCUGAACGAAUAUUGAAAGUCAUCGGGAUUUUGAGAAAAUUAGAUUUAGUUCAGUAGCAGCAGUAUUGAAUAACCAUGGACGCGUUUGGAGAUAAUUUUGUUAACACCGAGCUGGAGGUUGAUCCAGCUGCAGAAUUCCUGGCUCGAGAGCAGGAUCAGUUGGCUGGACUCGAGGUUGAGAUUCCCCCAGUUGCUGCUGCUGUACCGACCCUUGAAGAUGAGCCCACUACUGUAAAGGCCAGUAGCGAGGAAGAUGGUGGAAGCUUUGAGAUGAUCAAUACAAUUGAUCAAAAGCCGGAACCAGUUACAGAAGGAAAUCAUACUCCUUCGCCUGCACCAGUCAAAGAGGAGCCAGAAAAGAUAAGAAAAUGGAGAGAGGAACAAAAGGCUAGGCUAGAGGAAAAGGAUGCAGAGGAAGAAAAGAAAAAGGAGGAGUGGAAAGAGGCUGCAAAGAAAGAAUUGGAAGAGUGGUACAAGCACCAUGCUGAGGCUAUCAGUAAAACAAAAGCAACAAACAGGAACGCCGAGAAACAGUUUGUUGCGGAAGCUGACGAGAUCGAACCAGGUACCGAGUGGGAACGCAUUGCCAAGCUCUGCGACUUCAACCCCAAAUCGUCGAGAACCUCCAAGGACGUUUCCAGGAUGCGUUCCAUUAUUCUACAACUCAAGCAAAAUCCACCUCCACCAGUCAAGGCUUGAUUUGCCCGAACUAAGCCUAGCAGUAUAAGCGAUUUAGACACGGUCAUGUGUAAAUUAAAUUGCUUUCAGUCGGCGAAUCAUAAUCUUGCUCUACAGAUCAUCAAGUUAUCUAUAUUAUAUAUAUAUGCAAAUAUUGACUUUUUAGGGAUGUGUAUUGAUGAAAGAGAUUAUAUAAGUAAGAUAAUAAGCUUAAUAAAGGUAAACUGUUAAUCCAGAAAAUAAGCUUAUUUUUUCUUAUUACAGACUAAAAACUAUAAUUCGCAUAAUAAAUUGUGCACCCACACA